GACACGUGUAUUAACGUCACUGUGUGAUUUAUCCUCAAAUCUUUCAUUUUAUUACAUUUAUAAACAUGGUAAUUAUGAUAAUUUUGUCAGUAGAUAGGGAGCUAGAUAGAUACUGCCCUUAAUAGGGUACUGGUGGUAUCCGAACUCAAGCCGUAUCGGUUUCAUUGGGCGUAAUGUGAGCGCAAUAGCCCGCCGUGACGUAAGGACUCAAUCUAUCACGCAUGCGCAGUGCGGCGUGAGCUCUCAGGGAGAUACGAGAGACGGCAGGUACAGCGAGCACCAGCACACCUGUACCUACAGACAGGCACGAUGUCCGGAUUUGAGCACAACCCCUUUGCCGAGCCAGUGGAUGUCAAUCCUUUUCAGGAUCCAUCAGUGACUCAGGUGACAGACACUUCUGCUGAUGGAAUAGGAGAGUUUAACCCCUUCACUGCCAGUUCUCUAGACGGCCGCACCAUUCCCAUCGCCACCACCCAACCAGCCGUCCUGCAGACAACAGUAGAGUCCAGUCCGCAGGCCAGUGCAGCUGCAGGACAAGCCGAACUUCUCCGUCAGCAAGAGGAGCUGGAAAAGAAGGCCGCGGAGCUGGAACGCAAAGAGCAAGAGCUUCGAGAUCGAGAUCGAGGUACUACACAAGGUAAACAAAACAACUGGCCUCCAUUGCCAAGGUUCUUCCCGAUAAAACCAUGCUUCUAUCAGGACUUCGAUGAAGAGAUCCCUGGGGAUUUUCAGAGGGUUUGCAGGAUGUUGUACUACCUCUGGAUGUAUCACAGCGUGACGCUGUUCCUCAACCUGCUGGCCUGUCUGGCUUAUUUCACUCUGUCUCCUCAAAAUGGAGUGGACUUUGGACUGUCAAUCCUCUGGUUUAUUCUGUUCACUCCUGGCGCUUUCGUCUGCUGGUACCGACCCGUUUACAAGGCCUUCAGAUCUGACAGCUCCUUCAACUUCUUCUUUUUCUUCUUCAUUUUCUCAUUCCAAGUGAUCGUGUACAUCAUUCAAAGUGUUGGGAUCCCCAGCUGGGGAAACAGUGGCUGGAUCACAGCCCUCUCUAUGAUCAAUACUAACAUCCUAGUGUCAGUGUUCAUGAUGGUAGUGGCGGGAUUCUUCACUGCUAACGCUGUGCUCUCAGUCAUCUUACUGAAAUUGGUUCACUCAAUGUACAGGCGAACGGGUGCGAGCUUCCAGAAAGCCCAGGAGGAGUUUUCUCAGGGGGUGGUUACUAACCGAACCUUCCAGAGCGCCGCAGCCACUGCGGCUUCUGCGGCUGUACGCUGAACUCUGCACUAUUAUCCCCAAACACUAAAGACUCUCAAUACUUCACCAAUGCACGAGUAUCACAGAACAGUUUCCUUAAACUUUCCGUGCAGAAGGUUUACUGAUGCAAUAUAAUCAUUGUAUUACUAAAAAUUAAAUGUCGAUCUGUGAGGCUGAUAUUACGAUUACACACUUUACAUGCAGUUGGUUACCUCCAAGUUAAAUUCGUAAAACGUGUCUCAAAGGCACAAUUUCUUAUAUGAAUGUAUACAUUUGAAUAAUUGUUUUUGUCUCUUCUGUAUGUAUUUGUGGUGAAGAUUGUUUUUGGUACCGUAGUUACAUGUCAUUAUUGGUAAUAGUUUUAUUAAUGGUAACAUUUGAACAACAGUUUCCUAAGAAAAGCUUAGCAUUUGGUGGCCUUGCUUUAUUAGUUACAAAAUGUAUUUAGAACGAUUCUUCUGAUUGAACAACAGUACUGUCGUGUUGAAAUAUGUUUGUUUCUUCACGUUACAGUCGUGUUAUAUUGAUAUGCUGGUAUUGCAGUGUUCUUAACUAUGAACAAAAGUUGUACAUAUUUAUAAACUGAGAUUUUAUUUUGUUGUGCAGGCUUGGGUGGACUGCUCAUGUUUUACAAUUAUUGAAUAAAACAUAUUCCGAGUAUGUUCUUAA
Triplophysa dalaica is the source of this 1923-nucleotide messenger RNA. RefSeq names its product secretory carrier membrane protein 2, like (gene scamp2l). NCBI's taxonomy places the organism in Eukaryota, Metazoa, Chordata, Actinopteri, Cypriniformes, Nemacheilidae. Gene Ontology annotation, cellular component: recycling endosome membrane; trans-Golgi network membrane. The record is from RefSeq and is a predicted model, not a curated record. Gene Ontology annotation, biological process: protein transport. Bases 310 to 1275 code for a protein of 321 amino acids. The transcript is spliced from 9 exons.